Messenger RNA from Brassica rapa (field mustard), 1509 nucleotides. RefSeq lists its product as uncharacterized. Gene Ontology annotation, molecular function: zinc ion binding. NCBI's taxonomy places the organism in Eukaryota, Viridiplantae, Streptophyta, Magnoliopsida, Brassicales, Brassicaceae. The record is from RefSeq and is a predicted model, not a curated record.
AUGUCAGAGAAGGUGAACCCAGAUACAAGAACAAGUUUGGUACUGGAUAAACACAACCGGUUCAAAUACCUAUUUGUUGCGUUGAGAGCCUCCAUUGAAGGUUUUGAAUACAUGAGGAAAGUCAUCACUGUGGAUGCAACUUUCCUGAAGACUGUUGAAGGUGGUUGUUUAGUUAUUUCCACGGCUCAGGAUCCAAACCUUCACCAUUAUCCAAUUGCCUGUGCUGUCGUUGAUGGGGAGAAAAACGAAAGCUGGAAGUGGUUUUUCACGACGCUGAAAACUGUUAUACCGGAUUCGACGGAAUUGGUGUUUGUUUCAGACAGAAAUACAAGUCUGAUAAAAGCUGUUGCUGAAGUGUAUCCGAUAUCUAAACAUGAGUUUUGUAUCUGGCAUCUAUCGCACAAUGUGAAAGAGACUGAGUUUGAUAAGCAGUAUAAAGAAUUUAGGGAGAGGUAUCCAUCGUGUGCUGUGUAUCUUGAUAAAUGUGUCGAUGUAAAAAAGUGGGCGAAGUGUCAUUUCCCUGGUGCAAGGUACAACAUAGACACCUCUAAUUGUGCGGAGUCUUUGAAUGCGCUGUUUGAAAAUGCGCGAAGGAUGGAUUUAUUGCCUAUGCUUGAUACAGUUAUUGACAAAAUGGCUGAGUGGUUCAACAGACAUAGGAAGGAUGCAGCAGAAGGACCAUCGUCUCGAAAAUUGGUUCCUCAUGUGGAGAACAAAAUGCAUGACAGAGUACCGAAAGGUUCAAAACUUAUAGUGACUUCGCUGAACAGUUUUGAGCUUGAAUACAGUGUUAUUGGAGAAGACGGGAAGACUUAUAUCGUGGAUUUGCAGAAGCAUACGUGCAGUUGCAGGAAGUUUGAUAUAGAUAAAUUCCCAUGUAGACAUGCAAUAGGCGCUAUCGUUAAGUGUUUGAAGCAUGAUAGACCAGUACAGGUGAGUGACAUGUAUGCUUUCAUUUCGACUUAUUACUUCAUUGAAUUGUGGCCUUUGGCGUAUCGAUGGACUGUAUAUCCAGUGCCUCAUAUGACUCAUUGGAAGGUUCCACCAGAAGUCGCGGCUAAGUGUCCCUUACCUCCAGAGUACAAAAAAAAAAGAAGGGAAGAAAGCAGGAAAAAAGAUUUCCUGCGGCAGGAGAAAGACGGUCCCGUCAUAAUAAGUAUAUCCGGAAUAGGGGUUUGGCUAGCUAUUUCAACUGCUCACAGGGAGCUCAAGGAACUGAAGGAUCAAAAGGGACACAAGGGACACAAGGGACACAAGGGACACAUGAGACACAAGGGACUAAAGGGACUCAAGGAUCACAAGGCACUCAAGGAACAGAAGGAACAGAAGGAACACAAGGGACUCGAGGGCCUCAAGGAGCACAAGAGACUCAAGGAACACAAGGGACUGAAGGAACACAGGGGACUCAAGGAUCACAAGGCAGUCAAAGAACAGAAGGAUUCCAAGGCACUCAAGGAGUUGAAUGUGAGGAAAAUCAGUGAAAACUUUGUGAAAAGAUGCGUUAUAUGA